AUCGUCGAAGCUAUAGUACAAAGACCCAUACGACAUAAAUUUUUUCAAGUAAGAUUUGAUUUUUUAAUAACGAAUUCAAACUAAGUAAAUGUGUACGUAUAGCAACGUACCUUGGAGUUCUGACCUUGACAUUCCAAAUUUUUUUUUUAUAUAACACGAUCCAUUCAACCGGACUGCUAACUCUCGAAACUGGCUUUUAAAGAGAGCAUUCCAUUCUUACAGUUGGAAUUCUAAUUGAAAUUGUCGACUUUGUACGGUUUACCUCCAUUUGCAACUUAAAAAUUGCACUUAACUGAUUUUGUUCAUUCGGUUUUUUUUUUUUUUUUUUUUUUAUUUACCGCGGUAUAUGAAAUUAUUAAGAUUAAAAAAUUAGCUCAAUCGAUCGAUACAUUCUACGGCUGUGAAAAUAUUAAGAAACGUGUGAGAAAUCAGGUAGAUUAAAUUAAAAUCAGAGAUACAGAUUAUUGGAAAAGAAUACGACACUCAAAUUUCUUGUAGUUCGGCAUUUCAGGCAAAGUGGUGUCGCUAGUUUCAAGUAUUGUAAUGGCGAAUGAUCAUUAGGUCUAGCAAACUGGUCUGCUGGUCUGGAUAAACAGGUAUAAAUGGCGACGGUUGGUUGAAUGUGACAGUACUAUGACAGUACAAUCGAACGUAUUUAUUGUAAAAAUUUGUAAAAAUCUUCGUUAUCGUGGUUUUUCGUUGUUCGGCCAAAUGAGCGAGUACUAACAAUGGGAGACUUAUUUGAUAUUGCAAAUUUAAUCACUACUGUCGGUGUUGAUAGAAUAAAAAUUAAACCGGAGCCUGGACUGCCAGAAAAAUCGUCGAAUGAAAUACUGACAGAGUUAUUUAGCACGUUUGAUGCCGAAGAAGCGAUACCAUCACCAGAGAAUACCGAUCAACAAGUUCCAAAUGCCAGUAUUAAAACUGAGAAACUCAAGAAGUCUCAGAUCAAGAAAAAGAAGACCAAGAAGAAACACAAGCACAAGGAUAAAAAGCAUAAAAAGAAAUCGAAACGUAAUUCCUCUGAAAGUAACAGCGAUCCUGAAAGUUCUAAUGUUAAAAAGAAAAAGAAGCAUAAAAAGAAGACGAAAAGAAAGCAUGAAAAUGACUCGAGUAGGUCAUCAGAUUCAGACGAGCCUAAGAAUAAAGUGUCAAAGCUUAAUAGUUCGUGUAACAAUGUAAACAGGAAAAGUUAUAAUAAGGAUAAUGAAUUUGACAAACAAAAUACAGUUGCAUCAACAAAUUUGGAAGAAGUAUUAUCAAUUAAACAGGAGCCACAGAUGGAAAGCACUUUUGUGAAAAGUUCAGAAAGUCCUCAAUUGCCUCCUAUUUCAAAAAAGCUUGAAGAGGAUCCCGAAGAAUUGCUGAUACCUAAAAUUCUUGAAAAAUCAAAGCAAGCUGCUCAAGGAAAAAUCUUAAUAAAAGAUCUCAAGAACAGUACAGUUUAUAACGCGACAGUGAAGGAAAUAGAAAACAAGGUAAAGGAAAAAGCAGCUAGAAUGGAAGAUGGCGAAAUAUCUGAUAGUAGUACAGAUAACAGAACUCCGACGUUAAGUCCUAGCCCAUUACAAUAUACUUCGCAUAGAUCGCCGACGUUAAGUCCGACAUUGGACAAAAUGGAAAAUAGAGUGCUAAGUCCUACAAAAUGGGGGAAAACUGCAAGAAAUGAUUUGAGAUUGAUUUUGAGGGAAAAAGAGAAAAAAAGACUCGAAGGUAUGGAUAAAAGGACAGACGAUGUAGAUAAGUCAAAGUUGUACAUGGAUGGCGAAUACAAAGAAAAAGUAUACAGAGAUGGUAAACAUAAUCACAAUUGUCACUCGCAAGAAAAAAGAAGAUCCGAAUCUCGAACGCGCUCGGACUCCCAUAGAAGUAGAAGCAGAGGGAGAGAUAAACGAAGAGAUAGGAGUAAAGAUAGGCACGAUAAAAGUCGAAGCAACGAUAGACGAGAUUCUGGAAAAAGUAGAGAAAGGCGAAGACAUAGAAGUCGUAGCGACGAUAGAAGCAGAGAUAAAUAUGUACGAGGACGAAGUAGAAGUAAAGAACGGAAGGAAAGAAUAGAAAUUGAUAAGAAGAAAUUAUUAGAAAUUGCAAGGAGAAAUGCAAUAAACAUGAUUAAACAAGGAACACUACCAUUAGCUCAACAAGACAAAGCAAUUGCCGCGAUACAAGCUGGUGGAAAAACGGUAGAUGAACUCACAGACUUUUGUAAAUCAUUAUCAAAAUCUGAAGCAUUAGGUGAACUUUCUAGUAUUUCAUCUGAAGAGGAUGGAAGUGAAUCUGAAAAAGGUUUUCACCAUCCUUUUUUGCUCAAAGGGCGACCGAGUUCUAUUAUUAUGAAUAUUCGGGAUGCUAAACAAUUACCGACAAAAACAUUCCAAGAAAAAACAGUAGAAUCAUCGAAUCAACUACGUUUACAAUUUCCUGUAUCGAGCGGCCAACAUCAUAGAAAAAGUGAGAAUGAAUGGGUACCGGUAAUACCAAAAAAACCAGAACCAAAAAAACAGUUUGUACCAGCUUCUACGCCGAGCGAAUCUCCUCCUGUUAUACCUCCGCCUGCACCUGUUCAGCCAGUGCAAGCAGCAACAGUUUUUACCCAACCAGUAACAACAGAGUUGAUAGAUAUCGGCUCGAUAGUAUCUCAACGAUUAGCAGCAAUGAGAAAAUUAAGAGAAAAUCCAAAUGACGUAUGUGCUCAAAAUGAAAUGUAUCGUGCACAAAACGAGAUGAAAACGUGGGCUGAAAGUAAGCAGAUGCCAGGUCAGUUUACUGGCAGUACAGGAGCCAAAGUGCUCUCGCCUGCAGAACUUACUUCAGGUUACCAAGCCUGGGCUCGUAAGGCACGUAGCUACAUCAGAGAAGAAACACCUUCAGCGGCGUGAUGUCGAAUUUAUGAUUUCUUUGGUAAGUAUCAUCACCCAAAAAAUAUUAGAAUUUUAUAUAAUCAAUUAUACAUUGAAGUAUCAUGAUUGGACAUAAAGUAAUAAAAAUUAUUUUACUUCUUUUUGUACACAUAUAUAUGUAAGCAUUGAUUAUUUCGUCAAGAGCGGUACAUCACAGAUAGCAUUGAGUUUAUUUUAUUCUGCAUACAUAUAUGUACAUAUAUUAGUGCACAUAUAUAUUACUACUAUUCUAUCUCUUAACAUAUUGUGAACCGGAAACUGCGAAACCAAUUUGAUUAAAAAUACUGUUUAUGAUGUGAUUUAUUGCCUUGUGUCUUAAAUGCUUGACAAUUAAGUAACGACGAUUUGCGUUUGUCUCGUUCUGUGUUCUACAAAUAAAAAAAUCCCGAUUCACGUCUUUUGUCGCCAACGUUUGUAAAGUGAAAAACUCCGAUUCACGUCCCCCGUCCACAAUCUGUUAAUUCGAUUGAUAGUGUAAUAUCAAUUAUAUCCUAACCUAAUGAACUAUUUAGGACCAAUUAGUAUCAGCACAACCUGUUUCGGGUGGGAUGGGUAUGGCUUUACUACAGAAGAUGGGUUGGCGACCAGGGGAGGGUUUGGGAAAAAAUAAAGAAGGUACUCUUGAGCCGUUGCAGCUCGAGGUAAAAUUGGAUAAAAGAGGCCUCGUUUCUGAACAAGAUAUUGGACAGAAAAUAGGGAAAACUGCAAAGCCAUUGGUGCCUGCGAUCAAAACUUUGGAAGG
Molecule: messenger RNA, 3642 nt
Organism: Hylaeus volcanicus
Lineage: Eukaryota; Metazoa; Arthropoda; Insecta; Hymenoptera; Colletidae
Product: protein Son-like
Exons: 10
Coding region: 729-2879 (716 amino acids)
Biological process (GO): regulation of cell cycle; regulation of mRNA splicing, via spliceosome
Molecular function (GO): RNA binding
Source: RefSeq, a predicted model, not a curated record